Messenger RNA from Phoenix dactylifera (date palm), 4436 nucleotides. RefSeq names its product patatin-like protein 2. NCBI's taxonomy places the organism in Eukaryota, Viridiplantae, Streptophyta, Magnoliopsida, Arecales, Arecaceae. Gene Ontology annotation, molecular function: monoacylglycerol lipase activity; glycerophospholipase activity. Gene Ontology annotation, biological process: lipid metabolic process. The record is from RefSeq and is a predicted model, not a curated record.
AGAGAAGGAGGAGAGAGAGGUGAUGCCGGAAGGUCCGGCACGGUGUAGCCGGCGACGGAAGCGGCGGCGACCGCGGUGGCGGCCGGCGGAAGUGGCAAAUGGCCGACGGGGGAAGAAGACCAAGAGCAUUCUCGGUUUGGUCCAGAAUAGAUUAUCUAAGAAAAUAAAAACAAGGAGAAGGGGAGCUCGCCAGCGAGUCGACGGAGGGGAGGAUCUCGGCCGAGGGUGGCUCGGUCCGGCGGUCAAGCGGCGGAGGCGGCGGCGCUUCCGGCGACGAGGGGAAAUCAAAGAAAACAGGGCACUCGGACGGCGUAGAGCGAGAAGAGGGAGUUUUGGGCGGCGGUUCUCGGUCGGGAUGGCACGCCCACCACCGGUGAAGGAGGAGGAGGGAGGUGAAGGGGCGGCGGUGGAUCGAUGGGGCUGGAGUCGGCUGCGACUGCCGACUUCAGCCCAUUCGGGCCCUAUUCUGACUUUGCUAGUAGCCUUCUCUUUGGUUGGACGAGUGCCUGUGUUCUUGUGAUCUCUACUUGUAACUGAACGCUACUGCAUCCGCAUCAACAGAACGCUCUUUUCCACUUUUAGGUUGGUGUCCUAAUUGUGCACUUUCAGCUAUCACACUUGGGCUAUUAUCAACUACAAGGUUAUCCCGCUUCCAAAAUAACAUUAUGCUGUGAAACUAGCUCAACACUAAUGAUUUCAGUUGUAGAAAAUUGCACUUUAACAUCUUCUUUUCGAUGAACUUGAUUAGAUACAUGAGUCUGAACAUUUUCUAUUUCAUGAACUUGGACAAAAUCACCUUUUUUGGGAAGGUAAUGCUGAGAUUUCUAUCUUUUCCUCAUUGAAAAUUAACUACUUCUCUAACCAACAGAUUAGGUUGGAAGACUCCUUGUUGAGAUGAUAUGGUCAUCGUAGAAUGAAGAUGAAAGAGAAGCACAUGCUCUGGUAACAUACUGAUAGUGUAGAAUUAAAACGAACACAGAUCCAAUCUUGUUUAAUAAGGAAAGAAAAUACCCAUGUUGAAUGAUCUUAUUUGUAAAAUAAUCAGCAAAGAUCGGAAUUGAGUUAUAUAGAUGCAGAUACCGACCAGAUGAUUUUAGCUUUGCCUGUCACUUGAAUGAAUCGAUGUCCAUAGGUCAGUGUUAUCAGGCAUCACCAAUGAAACGGAGAAUAUUCAAUAAACAACAUUAAUGCAUCGUCAUAUCUUUGAUCAUAUGCUAAUCAUUUUUUUUGACUCUUUGAGUUUGGUUAUUACUCUAGAAUAUUGCAACUGAAGUAUAUUUGUUUCUUCAGAGUUUAUAAGCUUUGUUUGUUCAUAGAUGCAUUCAAUUUUAUGCUUGCAUUCAUUUAAAUAUCUCAAGACACGGUUUAAGAUUCAAAGACUCUCCAUGGAGUCUAAAUGUCACCAAUGCACCACAGUAAGGAAUCUAUGCUGAGGAAACUACUUGAAGCAUUACAAGGCAGAAGAGUGUAAAUCUGUAAUACCGAGGGGCCACAUAUUGAAGGUGCCAAUGAAGAUGCCAAAAUAAAUAAAUAAAUAAAUAAAGUUGAAUGCUGUGAUAACCUGGAAAAAAAACCACCUCUUGAAUUAACAGACAGUUAAUAAGUACAUUAUAUAUUGAUAAGAAUGCAGAGGGCAUGCUACGUACAAGUGGAUCUUUGAACAUGCAGAACCUUUUGAGAAGAAAAAUGUUUUUGUUCUGUUUAAGUAUCAAAUGGUAGCUGAUGUCAUGAUGAUGUUUCUUACCUAGUUUGUUGUAUUCAGGGUGUACGGCAAGAUAAUUUGGUCCAAGUCUUUCUUCUUAUACAAAUUUACUCUGACAAACUACAUAAUAAUAUAAAUUUAAAAUCUUGAGAAUAGAAGUUCAUCAGCUAAUCACUGACAUGUGAAGGAAAAAGCAAAAGACAAUGCUGAUUUAGUUGAAAAAUAGCAAGAGAAAAGGUCUGCACAUACGAGGGACAACAUUUUCUACUGACAUGUGUCACUCCAUUGAGACUUUGUGUAUCAACGACAUGUCUAUAGGUUUUCUAAAGAUAAAUUAACUGCUACAUUCUGUUUUGAGUCCUUUUUCCUUUGUCAUGUACUGUUUAGUGAGUUUGAGGAAAGUGAUAUACAAGUCACUUAACUGGAUUAUUAUCAUUUCAACAGUUUUUUUUUUCUUUUUUCUUUCACUCAAUGUGAUUUUUACACCGAUUCUCUGAUAGGUAUACCAAACUAAAAUAUUCGUGCUGAUAAUGUUCUGUCGUCUUUUUUCCUGAAAAAAUUGAAAAUUUUUGACCAUAUCUCUUGUGUUGUUAUAAUCCAAUGUCAAUUAAUUUGGGUUUCCUUUUCCUUUUAUGCGCAUAUGGGCAGCAUCGAAAUGCAUAUUUAUGUUGAAUCAGUUACAAUAUGAUGCCCACACGCAUUAAUUUGUUCUUGUGUGCCGACACUAAAUCGAUGUUCCACAUUUGAAUAUUCUAACCAGUGUGAAACAAGAAUAUCUGGAGAUCCAAACGCUUAAGCGUCUAUCUCAUCACCCUCCUUUAAAUGAUUUUUCUGGAAUGCUAACUUUGAUCUCCCUUGGUCAACAAAGGAUAGAUUAACAGCAAUUCAAACUGAGGUCAUGCAAUCCACCUAACUUCCAAUGGAAUGUUUCCUACCUACAAGUCUCUCGUGACAUCUUACACUGUACCUUAAUCAAGAAAAUUUUGGAAGUGGAUGAGGUAUGGUCAUAAUGAUAGAUUGGCGGCCGACGACCACACGCUUAUACAAAAAGUCGUCAAAUUCUUGAGGCGGCCAUGGAGGACGUAGUUGAUAGUUUACUUGGACCAGAACUCCAGAAGUAUGACUGAUGAAUUAUUUUUCUAUAAAAGCACAUUCUGAUAUGCAGAAUUCUAUCAGUACAUAAUUGAAAGUUCUUAGAGGCACACUGUUUGUGUUGAGAAUUUCCAUCCUAAUUCAUACUUACAAAGUAGUCUUGAUGGAAAAAUCAAAAUCCAACAUCAAUCUAAUACAGGCCCCAACGUAUGGGAAUCUGAUAACCAUUCUAAGCAUUGAUGGAGGAGGAAUUAGAGGAAUUAUUCCUGCUGUCAUCCUCAGCUUCUUAGAGUCGGAACUUCAGAAACUUGAUGGCGAGGAUGCAAGGAUUGCCGACUAUUUUGAUGUGAUUGCAGGAACGAGCACCGGUGGUCUUGUGACAGCAAUGUUAACUGCACCAGAUGAAGAUAAUCGCCCACUCUUCGCAGCAAAAGACAUAGAAUCCUUCUACCUAGCAGAAAGCCCAAAAAUAUUUCCACAAUAUGGAGGAAUUUUGGCUCCAAUAACGAGAAUGGUUAGAGCUCUAUGGGGUCCCAGGUACAAUGGAAAAUAUCUUCAUAAACUUAUCAGGGAAAAUCUGGGAAGCAUGCGACUGCACCAAACCUUAACUAACGUGGUUAUUCCAACUUUUGACAUCAAGCGGCUCCACCCUACCAUUUUCUCCAGCUAUGAGGUGAAGCGUAAGAGCAUUCUGAAUGCACAGCUCUCGGACAUCUGCAUUGGAACUACUGCAGCACCCACGUACCUCCCAGCCCAUUACUUUGAAACCAAGGAUGCCAAAGGGAACGUGAGAGAGUUCCACCUUAUUGAUGGAGGAGUUGCUGCUAAUAAUCCAGCAUUGAUUGCGAUUCGAGAAGUAACGAAGGAGGUGCACAAAGGGAACCCAGAUUACUUCCCCUACAGACCUAUGGACUAUCGCAAACUUCUACUUAUAUCAUUAGGAACCGGUUCAGCAAAGGUUGAAGAAAGGUACACAGCAAAACGUGCUAGCAAAUGGGGAGUUCUGGGGUGGUUGCUGAGUGGCGGAUCCACGCCAUUGGUGGAUGUGUUUAUGCAAUCAAGUGCUGAUAUGGUUGACAUACACAUUUCAGUGGUCUUUCAGGCCCUCCGGUCUGAAUCAAAUUAUCUUCGGAUUGAGGAUGAUACUUUGAACGGGACUGUAUCUUCUGUUGAUGUCUCCACGAAGGACAACUUACAGGAUCUCGUUAAGAGGGGUGAGCAGUUGUUGAAGAAACCAGUCUCAAGGGUGAACCUGGAGACUGGUGUAUUUGAAACAGUAGGGAAUGGAGAAGGAACAAACAAAGAUGCUCUUAGAAGGUUUGCUAAACUCCUUUCACAUGAAAGAGGACUCCGUGAGUCAAGAUCCCCGCAUGUGAAAAUGCCCAGAAAACAUUAAUGUGCGUCGCUCGGUGUAACUCCAUGAAAUUUUUCCUUUCUUGACGGGAGAAGAAGCCAAUUGUACACUGUAUGCAAGCAAUAUACGAAUUCAUAUAUGGUGGAUGAAGUUAAUUCAUGCAAUUCAAGAAAUAAUAGCAUUGUGACACUGCAGGCAAAUUUGCCAGAAGGAAAGUUCUGUAGAUUAGUACAUUUUAAAAAGGCAAUAUAAUUCAUUCAUUCUAUUCUAAAAGUCCUGUGUAAGUAU